Molecule: messenger RNA, 759 nt
Organism: Endocarpon pusillum Z07020
Lineage: Eukaryota; Fungi; Ascomycota; Eurotiomycetes; Verrucariales; Verrucariaceae
Exons: 2
Coding region: 1-759 (252 amino acids)
Biological process (GO): phosphorylation; acetate metabolic process
Molecular function (GO): acetate kinase activity
Source: RefSeq, a predicted model, not a curated record
AUGUCCAUGGGGCGAUUACACGGAACCAAGCUGGUUAACGAAGAGACUUAUGGUCAUAUCGCAGCUUUGGAAGACCCUGUGCCUUUACACAAUGUAUCUGCCAUUGCGAUCAUACAAAGCUGUAAGAUACAGUUGCCGAAUGUGAAGAACAUAGCCUCCUUCGGUUCCGCCUUCGAUCAGCACCUACCAGAAUACAUCAAAACAUAUACCAUUGACCAGAAAAUUGCAAAGGAGAAGGGCCUUUUAAAAUAUGGUUUUCAUGGAAACAGUUCUUCGUAUAUCACCAGGGCUGUCGCAAAGCAUCUGCAAAAGAAGUCCUCUGAACUCAACAUGAUCGCUCUUCACUUGGGAAGUGGCGCAUCCGCCUGCACGAUUAGAAAUGGCCAAUCCAUUGACACAAGCAUGGGGUUGACACCUCUAUCUGGCCUACCAGGAGGCCCUAGUAGUGGCGGCGUUGACCGAUCUCUCAUCUACCACUAUACAUCCUCCGCCAGCAAGAUGAGUCCGUUGAGUACGAAAGACUUGCAUGUAAGUGAAGCAGAAAAGAUCUUGAACAAGCAGUCGGGAUGGAAAGCAUUAGCAGGAACAACGGAUUUCUCCAAGAUUGCCGUUCCAAAUGCCCCCAAGUCACACAAACUAGCAUUCGACAUUUUCAUCGACCGUGUCGUCGGCCUUGUAGCAGCUUAUUUUAUCAAGCUUGAAGGCAAGGUCGACGCCCUGGUCUUUUCGGGAGACAUAGGCAAAAAAGCGCUCUGCUGA